Pseudo-nitzschia multistriata is the source of this 1567-nucleotide messenger RNA. Lineage: Eukaryota; Bacillariophyta; Bacillariophyceae; Bacillariales; Bacillariaceae. The record is from the annotation of a GenBank genome assembly.
CAUCACAAGGUUGCGGAGGACAGCACACACAACAAUUUACCAAACUUCGAUUCAAAGAGAAAGAAGUAUAUUCAAACUGGUGAACGGUCUACAUAUCAAUAUCCCAGUGGAGAAGAGGGGGAAACUGCAAUGAAGAACCACGGCCGCUAUGACCACCGUAACACCCCCCUCAAAAGCGGACCGAGGCAAUAUUCAUUUGCGGGCGCCUUUACUCUAAUCGGUCUUGGUAUGGUCAUGGGCACGAUUUUUAAUUUUCUGCAUACGUCGCGGCUCAUUCUGGACAGUUCUAUCCGUAGGAUUCAAUACGAGAUGACCCAGCCGACCACGGUUCGAUCUCACAUGCAAGACUCGUACAAGCACAAGGUGAAAGCAAUCACCGACGACGAAGUUUCACGUCUUCGCGGGCCCGAUGGACCGAAAUACACCGUAUUGGUUACCGGCGCCGCGGGCUUCAUAGGAAUGCACACGGCGAUCGAAUUAAAACAGAUGGGGAUGACACCGAUUGGAUACGACAACGUAAAUACCUACUACUCUACCGACCUAAAGGAAUCGAGAAUAAAGGAAUUGAAAAAGAAUGGUAUUCUCUUUGAAAGGGGAGAUGUUUGCGAUGCCGACAAGCUUAAACAGGUGAUUAAAGGCAACAAAAUCACGAGAGUUAUUCAUUUAGCAGCACAGGCCGGAGUACGGUACAGCUUGGACCAUCCUUUCGAAUAUAUCCACAACAAUAUCGACUGUACCGUGAAUAUAUUGGAGAUCAUGAAGGAACUUGACUUGAAAGAACACCCAUUGGUGUACGCUUCGUCUUCCAGCGUUUACGGCAACAAUGUCAAAGUCCCAUUUCUAGAGACAGACAUAGUGGAGGAUCCAGCUUCUCUCUAUGCAGCUACGAAACGAAGCGACGAACUUAUUGCUAGGACGUAUUACAAUCUCCACAACAUUUCGAGCAUCGGUCUACGAUUUUUUACUGUCUACGGUCCUUACGGACGACCCGAUAUGGCACCUUGGAUGUUCACAGAUAGAAUUUCCAACAACGAAACCAUUCAAGUUUUUAAUAACGGUUUGUCUCGCCGUGACUUUACCUAUAUCGACGAUAUUGUUCAGGGAGUUGUGAACUCUCUGUUGGUAGACAGGGCAAAAACAUCUCUGGAGGCCGAAAUUGUCAACCUUGGCAACGGUCAUCCUGUCUUGCUGGCGGAUUUCGUGCGGAUCGUGGAAGAACGUGUCGGUAAGCCCGCCCAAAUACAGCAUCUUGGAAUGCAAAAGGGGGACGUUCCGAAGACGUUUGCCGAUAUUUCAAAGGCACGGUAUUUGCUUGGAUACAAACCUACUACAACUAUCGAAGAUGGGAUUGAUAGAUUCGUGACAUGGUUCGAGCAACACAAUGCCUCUCGAUAUCGGAUGACGCAAACGCCACAAAGCAAUUCCCCAAAGGAAAACAACACUGAGGCUGUCGGCGACAGCAAGAUCGACGCAAAACCUAAGUAAAGGGAAGCUAGCUUAAAUGCUACGGCGUCACUUCCCUUCAUUGUAUAAUAGUAUCUUGUACGAAUAAUACAAAUAAAGACCA